AUGAGGUUCCCCAGAAGGAAAGGUCCAGCCGGACCAGUACUCGCGGUGAGGCGGACCGGCCAGCCAGACCCAAGGUUCAACUACGAGCUUUUUAACUGCAACAACUUUAAUAUACGCUAUUGGAGCUGGAAUUACCGCGGCUGCUGGCACCAGACUUGCCCUCCAAUUGUUCCUCGUUAA
Messenger RNA from Aspergillus sclerotioniger CBS 115572, 180 nucleotides. The record is from RefSeq and is a predicted model, not a curated record. Lineage: Eukaryota; Fungi; Ascomycota; Eurotiomycetes; Eurotiales; Aspergillaceae.